This is a messenger RNA of Ostrea edulis (European flat oyster), 1038 nucleotides long. RefSeq lists its product as uncharacterized. NCBI's taxonomy places the organism in Eukaryota, Metazoa, Mollusca, Bivalvia, Ostreida, Ostreidae. Bases 43 to 933 code for a protein of 296 amino acids. The transcript is spliced from 5 exons. The record is from RefSeq and is a predicted model, not a curated record.
CAUUUUCUUGCGUGUUACAUAUGACCCUUCACAACUACCAGUAUGAGGACGUGGUGGCUAUUCCUGUGCUGUUUUAUUGCAGACACUUGUAUUCUGAAUACAAAAGGUUCUCACACCUAUUCAAAAUGUGUGGCAAAUGUUGCUAUUGGAAAAUCAGUGUCGGUGAGUUCAACACACAGCGGGUUUCCACCCUCAAACGCUGUGAAUGGAUACCUCAACGACUUCAUGCAUACAUCAGGAGAAGAAAGCAAACCAUGGCUCACAAUAGACCUUGGAGGCACAUUUCUGGUACAACAGAUUGAAAUCUUCAACAGAGCGGACUGCUGCGGUGCUCGAUUUCAUGAUGCGGAGGUGACAGUAGGGGAAUCCCUGGAUAACCUACAAUUCUGCGGCCAUUAUUCGGGACCAGCAAGGAACGGAGAGAGAAUAGCGAUAUGGUGUCCUUCUCACACAAUUGCUCGUUUUGUUAAAAUCCAGAUGGUGAAAGGAAGAGGGAGCAUAUUGCAUGUGGCGGAGGUCCUCAUUUGGGGAGUGCCUGAAGGAAAUUCUCUAUAUUCACUCCCGUCUACAAAUUGCAUGACAAAUGUUGCACUGGGGAAAUCUGUGACUGCAAGUACAGUAUCCGGAAACUUCCAGCCGUCAAACGCUGUGAAUGAAUACCUCAAUGACUUCAUGCAUACGGCUAGAGAAGGCAGACCGUGGCUUAUGAUAAAUCUUGGAGAUAGAUUUCUGGUACACAAGAUUGAAAUCUUCAACAGAGCGGACUGCUGUGGUCAUAGGUUCCAUGACGCAGAUGUUAAAGUAGGAAUAUCUAAAUCAAAACUACAUGGCUGUGGACACUAUAGAGGGCCAGCUCAGAAGAGAGAGAAGAUAGUGGUGAUGAUUUAUAGUUUAGCCCUCUCCGUAGAAGAUACAAGGUCGUACAAACACUAGAAUAUGUACAUACACAAUGGAUAUGCUAAAAAUAUAAGUUCUCUCCCCUCCAUGAUUUAUGAAUUGAUUUAAGGACUUUUCCGAUCAAUUUUGUCGUUUGAUACA